Bactrocera latifrons is the source of this 1965-nucleotide messenger RNA. RefSeq names its product multivesicular body subunit 12A (gene Mvb12). Gene Ontology annotation, cellular component: ESCRT I complex; cytosol. The transcript has 7 exons. Gene Ontology annotation, biological process: regulation of epidermal growth factor receptor signaling pathway; endosome to lysosome transport via multivesicular body sorting pathway; receptor catabolic process. The coding region runs from base 894 to 1928 and encodes 344 amino acids. NCBI's taxonomy places the organism in Eukaryota, Metazoa, Arthropoda, Insecta, Diptera, Tephritidae. The record is from RefSeq and is a predicted model, not a curated record.
GUUUUGAAGUAUUUAAUCUGCGGCGGUCAGUUCUAUAAAAUUAGAAAAAUCUCUAAUAGUUAUAAAAAGAAUUAAAAUUUAUUGCUGCCACAAAGAAACGUUCGAAAGAGUAUUAAUGGAAGACAUAGUGUCUAAAAAUAAAAGUGAAGUGUAGUGCAUAAUCAAGUGAAACGAAUGAAAAAAUAUGUAAAAGUUACGCGACAUUGAUGUGGAAAAGGAAGCUGUGCAGUAAAAGGAAAUAAAUUCUAAUUUAAAAAGAAAAUUUCGAAAUAUACAAGAAUUUAACAAGGCAGCUAAAACUGUCUUUAAUAAAAAAUCGAAAAUAUAUAUAUAUUAGUGUAACUGCUUGAAAGCCGCAAGAGUUCUCAGCAGCGCUAUCGGGAAAGGGCAGAUGGCAUUAUACUGCAAAAAAAUGCAUAUUAUAGAUAAAUAAAGGAAAGAAGACCUACAGAAACGCUGAAAAGCAAAAAGUGAAGUCCUUUUGUCUACAAUACUUCAACUUACCUUUAAUUUUACCAAAGUGCACCAAACGGCACAGAUUUCUAUUUGCGUGUUCGAUACUUGUCGGAAAUUAGCACACAAAUUAAGAUAUCAGAAAACAUUAGGCAACGCAGAAUUGCAAAAAUACCGCGACCACAUAUUUUUGUAUGGCUGAGUGUGUUCAACAAAACAAAGAAUUAAGAACAAAAGUUAGCGGAUAUAAAUUAUUCCAAUCAUUCAAGCAUUCAAACGAUCUAACAACGAUUACGCCGUACGAAGCAACUGUCAAUAAAAGUCAAGCAACAACACAUACUUGAAUAGCAGUGGUAAUAAUUUCGCGUGUUGCAAGCCCUCACCUGCGCAGCAACUGCUUCAACGUCGCAAAAGCCCAGUUUAGCAACAGCAGCAACAACAUGAAUAAAGCCGGCAAGCAUAUACAGAGUGGUAUCGGUGUGACCACAUCACCCAAUGCCGUCAACUCAGUCGGUGCGCUCUCCACACAAAAGAACGUCAUCAAUUCCAUAAUGAGUUUUUUACCCGACAAUCGACCCAUUACGUCGUUGCAAAUUGUCGAGGACUAUGAGAAAUGCCCCAAGAAUUUCACACCCAUACAUCGUACUUAUGAUCAAGAUGCCGAUGCAGAUUUAUGGCGUGAAAAUAUACUCUUCGUCCGACACACGAAUACGCGCUAUUUAUGCUUAUCAAAGACUGAGGGCUUGCCAGAGUAUGUGGUGGAGACGCUCAAAGUGAUUCCCGAAAAGACACAACCACCCAAAGAGUUUUCGCUGCUCUCACGUACCGCCGAUACGGAACAGAAGGCGUGGCGUAAACGUCAAAUCGCCUACAAACUCACCAAACGCGGCAAUGUCACACAAGCAGUCACCGACAUAAUACUUUGUUCCAAAUUGAAAGUGGCACCGGAGGGUUUCAAGUUAGCUGGCGAUAUAAAUGGUGUAUUGAUUUGUUACAAAACCAGCGCUAUACCCAUACGUUCGCCGCCACCCAUACCGAAUGGCGGUAGUAUCAGCUAUGGCAGCAGUGAGGUGGAGAAAGCGUUAAAUCGUUUGAAUUUGAGUGGUGGUGCGGGUAAUUGGGGUGGCCCACCCAAUCAGCCGCUGCCGCCUGUGCCUAGCGACCAUGACUACGAAGAAAUACAGACUUCAUAUCAAAUCAAAUCACCACAAAGGCCUGCACCACGCCCACCAAGCACUGCAAAUUGCGCCACAAACACAUCGGGUCAUAGUGUCGGCACUUUGGGCGCCUACUCGGAAGUUGAGGGUGUGCCAUUUAUAAUAAAUCCAAUGCUAAAGCGUCAAACGGAUAAUGAAUUACCCACACUGCCACAAAUUGCGGACGUGCUUAAAGGACUCGAAUAUGAUUUUCAAUUAGAGCGACAAAUACUUUGCACCAUGAAAUCCUCAGCAUCGAAAAAUCCAUUCUUUAAAUAAACAACAGAAACCUAAUAUAUUAUUGAAAAAAAAAAAA